CUCUCCUUAUCCUUGCCUUGAAUCAUCCCCAGUAUCUCCCUGUAAAAUGAACGACUGCUUUUCUGCAAGAUUGGAAGGCAGAGUUCGAGGAACUCUGAAAAAAGUUUUUGGAUUUGAUUCUUUCAAGACUUCAUUGCAGGAAAGGGCAAUAAUGACAGUGGCUAAAGGUGAAAAGGACGUCUUUAUAUGUAUGCCCACUGGGGCAGGGAAAUCUCUGUGCUACCAGCUUCCUGCAGUCCUGGCAUCAGGCAUCACCAUUGUCAUUUCACCUUUAAUUGCACUGAUUCAGGACCAAGUGGAUCAUUUGCUUUCGCUGAAUGUGAAAGUAAGCUCUCUAAACUCCAAAAUUUCUGUUCAGGAGAAAAAGACCAUCCUUGCUGACUUGACGAGUGAGAAACCCCAGAUAAAGCUCUUGUACAUCACACCAGAGAUGGCAGCGUCCUCUUCCUUUCAGCCCACUUUGGAGGUUCUGGUGUCCCGAAAUCUUCUGACUUAUCUGAUAGUUGAUGAGGCUCACUGUGUCUCCCAGUGGGGACAUGACUUCCGGCCAGACUACCUGCGGCUUGGUUCCCUGCGUCGUCGUAUACCCAGUGCACCAUGUGUAGCCUUGACUGCCACAGCUACCAAGCAAGUUCAAGAUGACAUUGUAGCAUCUCUAAAACUAAAGCUGCCUGUUGCCACCUUCAAGACGUCUUGUUUCAGGUCCAACCUGUUCUAUUCUGUGCAAUAUAAAGAGCUCUUAACGGAUCCUUAUGAAAACCUGAAAGAUUUCUGUCUGAAGGCUCUUGGGCAGAAGAACACUACUGGGGGCUAUUUGGGCUGUGGAAUUAUCUACUGCCGGAUGAGAGAAGUCUGUGAGCAGUUAGCUAUUGAGCUAAGUCACAGGGGAGUGAGAGCCAAGGCCUAUCACGCAGGAUUGAAGGCAGCAGACAGAACAUUGGUUCAGAAUGAAUGGAUGGAGGAGAAAGUUCCUGUAAUUGUUGCUACCAUCAGUUUUGGCAUGGGAGUUGACAAAGCCAAUGUUAGAUUUGUUGCACAUUGGAAUAUGGCAAAGUCUAUGGCUGGAUAUUAUCAGGAAUCAGGAAGGGCUGGAAGAGAUGGGAAGACAUCCUUUUGUCGCCUUUAUUACUCUCGGACUGACAGGGAUCAACUCAGCUUCUUAAUCAAGAAAGAAAUUGCUAAACUCCAGGAGAAGCGAGGCACCUUGAAAGAAUCAGAUAAAGCUAUGAUGUCAGAUUUUGAUGCUAUGGUGGCCUUCUGUGGAGAGCUGGGCUGUCGUCACGCUGCCAUAGCCAAAUACUUUGGGGAUGCCACCCCACAGUGCAACAAAUGCUGUGAUUAUUGUAAGAACCCAGCAGCUGUGAAGAAGCAACUUGAAGCCCUGGAGCAGUGCACCAACAGCUGGAACCGGACCCACAUUGGAUCCUCUGCUAACUCGUCAGAUCCAGAGUUAUAUGAAGGAGGAAGAAGGGGCUGUGGUGGCUUCAGCACGUACGAUGAAGACAGUAGGAGCGUGGACGAAGCCAAUGAAGAGAAUCGGAAAAAGGAAUGGAAUAACUUUUAUAAGCAACAGAUGAAGCUUCGCAAGGGUAAAGAGGUCGAAAAAGACAGUUUUGUCCCCCCAGAUGCUGAUUGUCCCUUGAAGGAUGCAGCCAGCAGGAAAAUAGCCAGAAUCACAGUGAAGGCUAGAGAGCACUGCCUGAAGAUGUUAGAAGAAGCACUGAGCAGCAAUCUGCAAGCCGGGCUAACAAAAAAUGGGUCAGAUCCUCUAACAUGUGCCGUGGAAAUGGAGUAUGAUGCUUUCCAGAUGAGUAAGACAGCAAAUUUGUACAAGGCAGCUGUUCUCAAGAAGGUGGGAGAAAUUAACAAGGCUUCCAAAGAUGGAGAGCUGUAUUCUGCACUUGCCUUGGGAGUCAAUGGCUGCCCCAGGGUAAAAGCUGAACCAACUGCAACAGCUGAUGAUGGUUUCUAUAUACCAUCCAAGGUGAACACGUUCAAACCCAAGAGGUUGGGAAUUGGAUUUCAGAAGACGUCAGAUGUGUUCCAGUCAGCUUCAGAAGUUUUGGUGGCCAAGGAGAAGGAUGAAGUUAAACCUGACAAAGAGGAAAUGAGCCCAAGCUGGAAAGGUGACUGCAGUCAUAACCCUGAGUCUGGGGACAUUGCUAGCGCUCCUGAGAACAAAGUGAAAGUAACCAAAGAAAGCAGAACUGCUGGUGAAGUUCUUGAGGAGGGGCAGCAAAGCACUUCCCAUCCUACAGCCUCCUUGGGAGUUAGUCCCACCAAGAAGAGCAAACCUACCAAAAAGCAGCUGCUGCUGGCAGAAGCAGCUAGGAAAGAAUCUCAGAACAUUUCCAAAUUCUUCUCUAGCCAGAAAACAGGCUCUAAGGUCUUGGACUCAGCACUUGAUUUAGCAGAGGAGGAGGAAAACUGUUACCUCAGUGAACUGCCACCAUUUCCUUCCCAAAGACUGUGUGAGGAGAAAGAAUGCCCAGAAACGGAAAUGAUCUCCCAAGAAGAAAUAGCUGGCGCAUCCCACCUAGAAAUGCAGGAGUUGAGGGAAACAGGGGACAGUCUCAAUUCAGGAACAGAAACCUCAUGCCCAGGGUCACCCCUUGGAAAACCACGAGAAGAUCUAAUUAUUCCUCUCCCCAGCAGUGCUAAGCCUUUCGUUGAAGAUGAAAUAGCUAACGGCAGUGGAAACUGUAAUGGAAAGAGACCAGGAUCAGUUGAGGACAUGGAAAACCCUGCUGAAAAGAGGCUUCGGACCAUGACGAAUUCUUCCAUCGUGUUGCAGUCAGAGGGCAAGGUUGGUGGCCCUGUGAAAAAAAAGGUCACCUUUGAUCCAAACUUGUCACAAGUCGAUAAGGAAGGAACCACUAAAAUCAUUCAGCCAUCUACAAAGGCGUUGUCCCUAAAGGAGACCGCAGACAUUGUUGUCAAAUACUUAACCCCUUUCUACAAAGGUGGCAAAUUUGCUUCCAAGGAUCUAUUCAAGGGGUUUGCCCGACACCUUUCUCAUUUGCUGGCUGCAGACAAGAGUCCUCUCCGCAAGACUGUGAAAGAAGAGGCACAGAGGCUGAUCAAGGGAUUUUUCAAAACUCGAGGCCGGUGUGAAAAUGAGACAGACUGGCUGGAGUUGACCAACUUGGAAACAUGACAUGGGACACAUACCGGUUCUCUCUG
Messenger RNA from Euleptes europaea (tarantolino), 3183 nucleotides. RefSeq names its product RecQ like helicase 5 (gene RECQL5). The record is from RefSeq and is a predicted model, not a curated record. Gene Ontology annotation, molecular function: nucleic acid binding; 3'-5' DNA helicase activity; ATP binding. Gene Ontology annotation, biological process: double-strand break repair via homologous recombination. The transcript has 19 exons. Lineage: Eukaryota; Metazoa; Chordata; Lepidosauria; Squamata; Sphaerodactylidae. Bases 47 to 3157 code for a protein of 1036 amino acids. Gene Ontology annotation, cellular component: cytoplasm; chromosome.